Molecule: messenger RNA, 1683 nt
Organism: Physella acuta
Lineage: Eukaryota; Metazoa; Mollusca; Gastropoda; Physidae
Cellular component (GO): trans-Golgi network
Source: RefSeq, a predicted model, not a curated record
UCUCACAACACAGAGUCAACUAACUUGAGCAACCAGACUGCUAAGGUGGACAUGAUGAGCAAGGCGAGCAGAUGGCAGACAGUGACAUGGACAGUGCUGGGUCUCCUGUGUCUGGUCAGCCGGGGUCAAGCACUGGCCAAGUGUGAAUACAACGCUGCCAGCUGUUCGUGCAUGACGGAGAAAGGGGAGAUCAGUCUCAAAUCGUUGAGCAAGAGCGAGCCGUAUGAAAGUGACUUCAAAGCAAAGAAUGAGCAGUACUAUUGGGAGCCAUGUCAAGAUUUUACUAUGGGAACAGUUAAAGCUGGGGCUGUACAGGUCCAAGUCCCAGCCAUGUAUUACGACAUUGGUGCCCACGUCAAUGCUGGCAGUGCUGUGGACCAAGAUGGCGUGCCACUCUUUUAUAUGGUGGCUGUUGAUGGUCAAAGAACAACAUUUGUUCGUUGCAUCUGUUCUGAUGAGCUAAGUUUUCAGUUUGAGAAAGAAGAUCCACAGACAAAUUAUCACUUCACGCUCAAGGCCAAAAACUGCUGUCCUGGACAUUCUGACAGUGGUGGGUCAUCAAGUUUGUCUGUUGGAUCUAUUUUGGUCAUUGUGUUUUUCUCUUUGUUGGUUUGCUACCUUCUGCUGGGCAUCAUCUACCAGAGCAGCAUCAGGAAGGCUAGUGGCAGGGAGAUCAUUCCUAAUGCUGGACUUUGGUUGGCCAUACCUGGUUUAAUUAAGGAUGGUGUUCUGUUCAGCUUUACUUGUGGGAAAAAAUCCAGUUACAGCAGUAUAUGAUCUCAAUGGGACUAACAAGGGAGGAAACUUUAGGGAUUUACUUCCCUUGUGUUUUAGGUCUGCAUAAUAGGAUCUGUCUAGUCAAUGAUAUUAAUGUAAUGAGUGCUGCUAAAUUAUUUAUUCAUGACAUGCAAGUUCUGUACAUUGACAUGUGACUAUUGUGAAUGUAGGCUUGUGACAAUUGUUUGGGUUUGUGACUAUUGUGGUUAGGGUUGUGACAGUUGUGCAUAUAGGAAAAAAUGUUACAACAAAUUAUAUGAAUGAGUUUUGUAGCAUGAAAGUUGGGUACAUUGACAUGUUGUGUUUGACAAUGUGUAUUGAUUAAAAUAAAACCAGGAUGUUGUGUCGUUGCUUUCUGGUCUAAAAACAUUUGGUUAUUGUGGUCGGCACUGAGCCUCGUCUGGUCAGUGCUGUUGUAAAGUGCACCUGGUCAGUGCUGUUGUAGAGUGCACCUGGUCAGUGCUGUCGUAGAGUGCACCUGGUCAGUUCUGUUGUAGAGUGCACCUGGUCAGUGCUGUCGUAGAGUGCACCUGGUCAGUUCUGUUGUAGAGUGCACCUGGUCAGUGCUGUCGUAGAGUGCACCUGGUCAGUUCUGUCGUAGAGUGCACCUGGUCAGUGCUGUUGUAGAGUGCACCUGGUCAGUGCUGUUGUAGAGUGCACCUGGUCAGUGCUGUUGUAAAGUGCACCUGGUCAGUGCUGUUGUAGAGUGCACCUGGUCAGUGCUGUUGUAGAGUGCACCUGGUCAGUGCUGUUGUAGAGUGCACCUGGUCAGUGCUGUUGUAGAGUGCACCUGGUCAGUGCUGUUGUAGAGUGCACCUGGUCAGUGCUGUUGUAAAGUGCACCUGGUCAGUGCUGUUGUAGAGUGCACCUGGUCAGUGCUGUUGUAGAGUGCACCUGGUCAGUGCU